ACAGAGUUCUAGAAGCAGGAGCCCCACUUCCUUAUUUAAGCCAACGAGCCUGCACUCGCAAACACAACUUGUGCUUCACUACAAGGAGAAAAUCGCGCUUAACUCUAUCCACAUUCACACUUAGUUUACCUUGGCUGCUAGCAUUGCUUUGCACUUCAUCCAGCAACUUUCAGUGCACGAUGGCCGCUUCCGCUGCUGCUGCGCUGCGUGAGCUGCGCCCUAUUGCGAAGGUCGUGCAGGGCCAGAAGAUGAAGGAGGGCGCUGGGGUGAUGAUUACGCGCACGGUCGGCACCGGGGCGCUGCGCAACCUCGACCCCUACCUCAUGCUUGAUGAGCUCAAGCUGCCCGCCAAGGCCGCGUUCGCCGGCUUCCCCGACCACCCACACCGCGGGUUUGAGACCUGCAGCAUCGUGCUGGAGGGCCAAAUCGAGCACAGGGACUCGCAGGGCAACCAGGGCGUCAUCGGCCCCGGCGGCGUGCAGUGGAUGACGGCGGGUCGCGGCAUCGUGCACAGCGAGAUGCCCAAGAGCACCGACGGCAUGCUGCAUGGCUUCCAGCUGUGGAUUAACCUGCCCAAGAAGGACAAGAUGUGCAAGCCCAGGUACCAGGACUACCAAAAGGCCGACAUCCCCAUCGUGCCGCUGGACGGCUCCGGCGGCAGCAGCGUGCGCGUCAUGGCCGGUACCAGCACACACGGCGGCGUGGCGGGCCCCAUCAAGAUGCGCAACCCCGGGCUGCUGAUGGAUGUGCGCCUGGCGGCCGGCGACAACUUCACGCAGGAGGUGCCCGAGGGCUGGAACGGCUUCUGCUAUGUGUAUGAUGGCGAGGGCAAGAUCAGCGGCAACCGGGCGCAGCCUGAGCAGACGCUGGUGCUGGGCCCGGGUGACCAUCUGGUGGCGGCGGGCGGCGGCGGCGCGGCCGGCCUCAAGUUCCUGCUGGUCGCCGGCAAGCCUAUCGGCGAGCCCAUCGUGCAGCACGGCCCCUUCGUGAUGAACACGGAGGAGGAGAUCUACCAGGCUUUCCGCGACUACCAGACGGGGCAGCUGCAGCGGCCGCAGGACAACCCGUGGGAGGACGAGCUGUAGCUGGAGCGGCGGCUGUAGCAACUGGCGGCGGCAGCAGUAGCAGCAGCAGGGCGGAGCGGCGGGCGUUGCGGAAGCAGAAGAAGGAGCGGGCGGCGGCGACUGUGGUGGCGGCGGCGGGCUCUGGUUCGGAGGAGGGUGCAGCAGCAGGCGGUGUUGCAGCGGACCUAGCCAGGCUUAAGCUCAGCAUCAGUGGCGGGCGGCAGGGCAAGGACGGUGAGGACCAAGGUGGCGAGGAUGGCGACGGCAGCGAUGAGGAUUGGGGCCUGGGGCGCACCAAGCAGAAGGUCAAGGGCGGGCGCCGCGACCGCCGCCGCGAGCAGCCCUCCACAGCGCACUCGGGCGCGGUGGCGCUGCAACAGCAGCGGCAGCGUUCAGCUGGGGCAGCGCCGGCGGAGAGUGGGGAUGAGGACAGGUAGGAGAGGAGCGGUGAGCAUGUUGCGGUUGCGGGUUGCGAAGUGGUUGGGCUGGCCCGCAUAAUGGCAUCUGUCGGCGCAGCAUCCGGAAGCUUACCCCGGAUGUGACAAAGUGGCAGAUAUUGAAGCGCGUGAACCUCAAUCGGAUGUACAUACGUGCGUAAGGCGACUCCACGUGACCGCUGCGGAGGUUUUGCUGCGGUGUGUGCACGUUGUUUCGACGCCUGGACUGGAAAGACAACAUUAACGUGUACCGAGGGGCUCUUUGCAUGCAUAAUGUAGAUGCUCGGCCAAAUGGAUUGUUGACGGCAAUUCAUGGCAGAUGGAACGUUUGAAUUCAGGAAUUCCGAAGCAGUCAGUGCAUUUUGAAAUGGUGUUCCGUCUAUGUCACAGUGACAUGUGUGCAAGUGUAACGCAAUGACAAC
Molecule: messenger RNA, 1923 nt
Organism: Chlamydomonas reinhardtii
Lineage: Eukaryota; Viridiplantae; Chlorophyta; Chlorophyceae; Chlamydomonadales; Chlamydomonadaceae
Exons: 9
Coding region: 180-1085 (301 amino acids)
Source: RefSeq, a predicted model, not a curated record